Linum trigynum is the source of this 642-nucleotide messenger RNA. NCBI's taxonomy places the organism in Eukaryota, Viridiplantae, Streptophyta, Magnoliopsida, Malpighiales, Linaceae. The record is from the annotation of a GenBank genome assembly.
AUGACAUCCUGCAAUCCCCUCACCCCCGCCGCCUACCACCACCUCCACCUCCAGCCACCCCCUUCCGCCGUCGCGGCGGCGACGGCCCUCUCCCCUCCCUCCCCCUCAUCCAACACCACCGCCGCCGCCGCGACGAGCAGCAGCAGCAGGUACGAGAAUCAGAAGAGGAGGGACUGGAACACGUUUGGGCAGUACCUCAGGAACCACAGGCCCCCGCUGCACCUCUCGAGGUGCAGCGGGGCCCACGUCCUCGAGUUCCUGAGGUACCUGGACCAGUUCGGCAAGACCAAAGUCCACUCCCACCCUUGCCCCUUCUUCGGGGUGCCCAGCCCUCCGGCGCCCUGCCCCUGCCCGCUCCGCCAGGCCUGGGGCAGCCUCGACGCCCUCAUCGGCCGCCUCCGGGCAGCCUUCGAGGAGCACGGCGGGAAGCCCGAGAACAACCCCUUCGGCGCCAGGGCGGUGCGCCUCUACCUCAGGGAGGUCAGGGAUUCUCAGGCCAAAGCGAGAGGGAUCAGCUACGACAAGAAGAAGCGCUCUCGCAACAACAGUAACAAUAAGUUGUCACGGCCGUCCACUUCUUCGUCUUCUUCAGCCGCCGGCUCCGCCUCGAAUGUGAGUGGUGAUCGUGAUCAUGAGUGUUGA